Salvia splendens (bonfire salvia) is the source of this 1815-nucleotide messenger RNA. RefSeq names its product protein FAR1-RELATED SEQUENCE 5. Bases 1 to 1815 code for a protein of 604 amino acids. Lineage: Eukaryota; Viridiplantae; Streptophyta; Magnoliopsida; Lamiales; Lamiaceae. The transcript is spliced from 5 exons. The record is from RefSeq and is a predicted model, not a curated record. Gene Ontology annotation, molecular function: zinc ion binding.
AUGGAUUAUGAAACGCCAUCUACUUCGCAUGUAGAUAAUCAGUCACCCGUAGAUGACAUUGUGCAGAAUACAGAUUUAAAUAUUCCAGAAUGCCCAAUAGAACUUAAACCAUAUGUUGGUCGUAGCUUCCCUACUUUGGACAACACAAUUGAGUUAUACGAGAACUAUGGGCGACGCGUCGGAUUUGAUACAAGGAAGAACGGUUCAAAGAAGGUUGAUGAUAUCACCUUAUGGUUUUACAUGGUGUGUAAUAGAGAGGAUCGUGGUUACGUAAUUCAACACUUUAAAGAAGAACACAACCAUCCCAUGGUUGAUGUACAACACCACAAGUUCAUGAGGCUAAAUCGUCAACUUGAACCAGUUCAUCAAAAAUUUAUUUCAGAUUGUGCUGGAGCUAAUAUCGGGCCAUCUCUAACUUUCAAGCUGCUUACUGAGUUGAUGGGCGGUUAUGAGUCUGUUGGUUGUACUGUGUUGGACAUUCGCAACUAUACACGGGAUAUCAGAAGAUACGCUGAAGGAUGUGACGCCCAAAUGAUCAUAGAUGAGUUGAAGAAGAAGAAGGAAAAUUGUGAUGCCUUCACGUACGAGUAUGAAGUUGAUUCCCGGAGUCGUUUGAAUCAUUUGUUUUGGUGCGAUCCUAUUGCCAAGAUGAAUUUCUUGCAAUUUGGUGACAUUGUUUCUUUCGAUACUACGUACUCAACUAACAGAUGGUGUAUGUGGCACAUCAUGGCAAAGGUAGCUGAAAAGGUUCCUAAGUCACUUCUUGGAAAUAAUGAUUUUAAAAAGGAUUUGAAUUCAUGCGUUUGGUCUGAGUUGAUUGAACCUACUGAGUUUGAAGACAGGUGGAAGAAUGUGAUGGAGACUUAUGAUCUUGUUGGCUCUGAAUGGUUUGUUUCUAUGUUCGAAUCAAGAAGGUAUUGGGUUCCAGCCUACUUUAGGGACUUUCCUAAUAUUGAUGCCCAAAGAAACUACUCUGCAAAGCUGGAUUAUAUGGAUUAUAAUACAACUGCAAAGUUGAAGACAGAAUGGUCGAUUGAGAAGCAUGCAUCCACGAUAUUUACUGAUGGUGCGUUCAAGGAAAUUCAAGAACAGAUCAUGGAGGCUUAUAACCACUGUAGUCUGGUUUCGAUAUCUAAUGAUUCAAGUAUAGAGGUUUAUAAGGUUUUAGAUCAUUUUUCAAACACAUGGUCGGUCACAUUAUCUGUGGAGGAUUCUGUUUGUGUAUGUGGUUGUAAGAUGUUUUUGAGGACUGCUCUUGUAUGUUGCCACAUCUUCCUGGUGUUGAAGAACAAAAAAUAUCGAUUGAUUCCGGAGUAUCUGAUUGGAGGUCGAUGGUUGAAAUCUUCUUUGCUUAAGGCUGUGCAUGGCGUCCAAAACUCAGAUGUUGCAACUCAUGUUUAUGUUGAUGAGAAGAAGAAGGCUCAAGCAAUUUUGUUGGGAGAGAUGUUGGGUCUUUACCAAGCGGUGUGUGUUGAUAUUGAUCAAAUCCAUGAGUUGACAUCGAUAGUGCGUGAAGCUCGACAACAAAUUUUUGCCGACGGGGUUGUAACGUCUACAGCACAGAAGAAGAAAAUAAUGGAGGAAUUUUAUGGGGCUGAGGCACCUCAGGAAGUGGAUGUUCAACCACCUGAAGUUGUCAGCACCAAGGGAUCUGGUAGUAGACUCCCUUCAAGAGUCGAGAAGGCUUUGAAGCUUAAGAACAAGGCUAUGCGUCAAUGCAAGAAAUGUCAGGAGUGGGGUCACCACGAUUCUAGGAAUUGCGACAAAUUUAAAGAGAAAGAAAAGAUGCGGUCCAGAAGAAAUUCUGAUGUUUGA